GAAGAAGAUCCAUUUCGGCAGCAAGCCCUCGCCAGCGGGCAGAUAUUCGAGCACCGAGUUCAUACUGAGCCGAUUGAUUUGUGUGGGUGGGAUUUGACAACAGGGCGAUAUUCUGAAUAGGAGAGGUUGCUUGUCGAACGAUAGUCGGCUCAUAUGAGAUUGGACCCUGAAUCGCCGACAUCCGAGCCGGGACUUUCUCCAGAGUGUGAUCUCUCAAGGAGAGCAAGACAGCUUUAGCCAUCGACAGACAAGAAAAAAAGUUUCAAGUCCAGAUAUGACUGCACUUAUCGAAGAUCCUCUCAAGGAGCCAGUGACCGCUGUUUUCGCAGCCAUUGGUCUCCUCUUCAUCACCCUGAAGAUCUUUAGCUUCUGGAGAUUGAUUGCCAGUCUGUUCAUCUUGCCUGGUACCUCUCUCUCCAAGUUCGGUCGUAAAGGUAGCUGGGCUGUUGUCACCGGUGCUUCCGAUGGUAUCGGCAAGGAAUAUGCCUUGCAACUUGCAGCAAAGGGUUUCAACAUCGUCUUGGUCUCUCGCACACAGUCGAAGCUCGAGACUCUGGCCUCUGAAAUUCAGUCCAAGUACAGCUCUGUUCAAACCAAGACUCUUGCUAUGGACUUCUCCCAAAACAAGGACUCUGACUUUGCUUCCCUGAAGGCUCUGGUUUCGGAUCUGGAGGUCUCCAUUCUCAUCAACAAUGUCGGUCUCAGCCACGAGAUGCCUGUUCCUUUCGUCCAAACCCCUGAAAAGGAGCUCAAGGACAUCAUCACCAUCAACUGCAUGGGCACUCUCCGCGUCACUCAGAUCGUUGCACCCGGUAUGGUUCAGCGUCGCCGUGGUCUCAUUCUCACCAUGGCUUCCUUCGGCGGCAUUCUCCCUACUCCCCUCUUGGCCACCUACUCUGGCAGCAAAGCCUUCCUUCAGCAAUGGAGCAGUGCUCUGGGUGCCGAAAUGAAGCCUCACGGAGUUCACGUUCAGCUUGUUCAAUCUUACCUGGUCACCUCGGCAAUGUCCAAGAUCAAGCGUGCCAGCGCUACCAUCCCCAACCCCAAGCAAUUCGUCAGAGCUGCGUUGGGUAAGAUUGGACGCUCUGGUGGUGCUCAGGGUAUCGCUUACACUAGCACUCCCUACUGGUCCCACGGCAUCAUGCACUGGGCUCUCGGCGCUUUCACCGGUACCAUGAACUCGAUUGUCCUGGAUCAGAACAAGACUAUGCACGAAGGUAUCCGUAAGCGUGCCCUCAGAAAGCUGGAGAGAGAUGGCAAGAAGGGCCAGUAAAUGGCUCGCGUAUGGCACUACUCAAAACCUUGAGCUGCUAGCCAUCUCUGACCUGCUCCGGGUUGAAGUGCUUGAGGAGCAGGGAUUAUGUCUAUUAUGGCGAUGCAUAUCAACACAGAACAGAUAAGCCUUUCUCUCCGAGAAUGAUCAUGUAAAACAAAAGUGCAUAUAUCAAAGUAUUAAUAACCUCUACCUUGUGCU
Molecule: messenger RNA, 1474 nt
Organism: Aureobasidium pullulans EXF-150
Lineage: Eukaryota; Fungi; Ascomycota; Dothideomycetes; Dothideales; Saccotheciaceae
Product: NAD(P)-binding protein
Exons: 2
Coding region: 275-1273 (332 amino acids)
Biological process (GO): fatty acid elongation
Cellular component (GO): endoplasmic reticulum
Molecular function (GO): ketoreductase activity
Source: RefSeq, a predicted model, not a curated record